Abrus precatorius (Indian licorice) is the source of this 3375-nucleotide messenger RNA. Its product is annotated as probable apyrase 7. Lineage: Eukaryota; Viridiplantae; Streptophyta; Magnoliopsida; Fabales; Fabaceae. Gene Ontology annotation, cellular component: membrane. Gene Ontology annotation, biological process: nucleoside diphosphate catabolic process. The transcript is spliced from 2 exons. The coding region runs from base 295 to 2472 and encodes 725 amino acids. Gene Ontology annotation, molecular function: nucleoside diphosphate phosphatase activity. The record is from RefSeq and is a predicted model, not a curated record.
AGUAAUCAACGACGCAGUUCGGUGCAGAGAUCUGCGUGCAUUUCGUUCUCUCUCAUUCACUGCACUUUGGUCUUGAAACUGACACUACACAACUGCGUCUUCACCCUGAUCUCGCCUCAACAACAACCACUUUCACUGAAUUGGCUUUCUCAGUGUCCCAAAAUCUGAAUCAGCUUGGGACUUUGUACAUUUGCCUCAUCCAACGCGAUCCUCAGCACUCACCAUGCAACGGAAUGCCUCAUAGCUCUCAUCCCAAUCCUCUUGAUCCAAGUCCUCUCUCGCCCUUCAAAAGAUAUGGUCUUUGGCAAAGUCUCAGCCGCCAAAAACAACCUCCGAAUCUCCUCCUCCCUUCAGGAUCUCUCCUCGUACCGCCACCUCGAUCCCCAAGAUGUCGCCGUCUCUGUCACCCCCGAUUUGAAGAAACCCCAUCACCCCCUCCUCCACAAGGAAACCAACUUCGCCACCAGCUUCUCCAAAACCAAACCGGUUCAACCCUCCAACCCGGUUCGCAAAAAAUGUCUCAGACUGGUCUCAAUGCUUCUCUGUGUCUUAUUACUUCUUUUUCUGAUUUACGCUGUUUAUUCUCACUGGUCCCAAGGGUCGGGGAAGUACUACGUUGUACUCGAUUGUGGAAGCACGGGGACACGUGUCUAUGUUUACAAGGCCGAGAUUGAUCACAAGGAGGAUAGUAACCUUCCAAUCGCUGUUAAAUCGUUGAAGGAGGGUUUGCAGAAGAAGCGUGGUUCGCAGAGUGGGCGUGCCUAUGAUAGAAUGGAAACUGAACCGGGGCUUGAUAAGUUGGUGCACAAUGUUUCUGGUUUGAAAACUGCGUUGAAACCGCUAUUAAAGUGGGCGCAGAAGCAGAUACCUGAGAGUUCUCACAAGACUACUUCUUUGUUUCUUUAUGCUACUGCUGGUGUUAGGAGGCUUCCUUUUGAGGAUUCCAAGUGGUUGCUUGAUAAUGCUUGGAAUGUUCUUAAGGGUUCGCCUUUCGUGUGUCGAAAGGAUUGGGUUAAGAUUAUUACUGGCACUGAAGAAGCUUACUUUGGGUGGAUUGCACUUAAUUAUCAUAGUGGCAUUUUGGGGGUUAAGCCUAAGAAAGCUACUUAUGGCGCGCUCGAUUUGGGUGGUUCAUCAUUGCAGGUUACAUUUGAGAGUGAUAUUCAACAGCUGAAUAGUGAGACUAGCUUGUAUGUUAGGAUUGGAUCUGUGAAUCAUCAUCUCACCGCGUAUUCGCUUGCUGGGUAUGGCCUCAAUGAGGCGUUUGAUAAGUCCGUGGCGCAUAUUUUUAAGGAGUUUGGGUAUAGUGAUGCGGAUGUGGCUAAUGGGAAUGUGGAAGUUAAGCAUCCCUGCUUGCAAUCUGGGUACAAGAAUCAGUAUAUUUGUUCUCAUUGUUCUCCUGUUGGCCGAGGAGGUGAAAGUCCUAGAGUUGAUGGGAAUGUGUUGGGUAAGAAGGGAGAAUUGAGGACUGCAGUGACAGUUGUUGGUGCUCCGAAUUGGCAAGAAUGCAGUGCACUUGCGAAAGUUGCUGUCAAUUUGUCUGAAUGGUCUGAUGUCAGUCCAGGGCUUGAUUGUGAAGUGCAUCCUUGUGCACUUCGUGAUAAUCUCCCUCGCCCAUUGGGCCACUUUUAUGUGAUUUCUGGAUUUUUCGUGGUGUAUAGGUUCUUCAACCUAACUUCUGAAGCCACGCUUGAUGAUGUGUUGGAAAAGGGUAGGAAUUUCUGUGAAAAAAGGUGGGAUGUUGCUAAGAAAAGUGUUGCUCCUCAGCCCUUUAUUGAGCAAUACUGCUUUAGGGCACCGUACAUUGCAUCAUUGCUGAGAGAGGGUUUGCACAUUACUGAUAAACAUAUAACUGUGGGCUCUGGAAGUAUCACUUGGACACUUGGGGUUGCUUUGUUGGAAGCUGGGAAGGCAUAUUCUGCUAGAUUUGGGCUUCAUGGUUUUGACAUGCUUCGGAUGAAGACAAAUCCACUUAUUCUUAUUCCCAUUUUGAUACUUUCUUUCAUUUUUCUACUCUGUGCUUUAUCAUGUGUUAUCAAAUGGACACCAAGGUUUUUCCGGAUGCAAUAUCUUCCACUUUUCCGGCAUAACGGUGUGUCCAGUGCAUCUGGUCUUAAUAUCCCGUCUCCUUUCCGGUUCCAGCGAUGGAGUCCAAUCAAUUCUGAUGGAAGAACAAAGACGCCACUCAGCCCGACAAUUGCAGGUUCACAAGAUAGACCAUUUAGCCUGGGGCAUGGUCUUGGUGAUAACAGCAGUGACAUCCAGCUGAUGGAAUCUACCUUUUACCCAUCAGCUAGUAAUGUCUCGCAUAGUUAUUCCUCAAGCAAUUUAGGACAGAUGCAGUUUGACAGCAGCAAUAUGGGGACAUUCUGGUCACCCCACAGAAGUAAGAUGCGGCUGCAGAGUAGGAGAUCACAGUCCCGAGAAGACCUGAAUUCCUCACUGGCUGAGGCACACAUGGUGAAGGUUUAGGACAUCGUCUUCUGGAAACUUUGGUAUGAUUACACUAAUAUCUUCUCGAAAUUUACUUCUUUUUUUUUAUAUAUAGAGAAACCGUUCUCUUCCUUUCAGUUUUGCUUUAUCCAUUCUUCAUAGGCAUUCUUUACUGUAACAUAAGAAUAGUUAAAGGUAAAUACUAUACUAUAUACUAGUAAAGCACAUGCAUAUUCUUUUUGUUGAUUGAUCUUUUUAUGUUUUCUGAAGAUUAGUACAGGUUCCUUAGCCAUACUUAAAUAAGAUUCCCACUCAUUUAACCUAUGUUCUGUAAUUUUGGACUCUGUACUUGUGCAACAAAUUUUUUAUUUUGGACAUGAGUUGUAGGCCAAUUAAAUUGAACUGCCCGAGAUGAAAAUUUUCAGGGCAUAGCCAGACCAUGUUGUCAUUGUACUGCAUAAUUAAUGAUACUUGUUCACAAAAGGAUAUCUCAGUUCUUUCCCUUCUAUUUUAUUUUUCUCUAAAUCUUCACUGCAAGCUGUAAAACAUUUAUACAUGAUUGUCCCAGCAUUUUGGUUUUUGUCAUGGAGAUGACCUGAGGGGGCCAGAUCGUUUAAUUCCAAACUAAUUUGCUUCGCCUGGAUCUCACUUCUAAACUUACUUCCUCCACAAGUUGCAUAGCACAACAAACAAGCACUUUUCCAUCAUUCCUUACCACUCUCCCUUAGUAGCUACCGAGUCUCCAUGUUCUGCCACCACUGUACAGAUUUCCAGUGACCAUAACCUUCAGAUAUUAAUUAAGCAUCAAAGUCUUCUGAGCACGAGAAGCUCAUCAAACUGCUAAGAUCAAUUCAUUUGUGCCUGUUUUCAUACCAUUUUUCAGACUAAUAACGCCAUUACUACAGAGAAUCUCAACUUGUUUUAUAGUUAGUGGUGACUGGG